Messenger RNA from Penicillium manginii, 1206 nucleotides. RefSeq names its product serine hydrolase domain-containing protein. The coding region runs from base 1 to 1206 and encodes 401 amino acids. The record is from RefSeq and is a predicted model, not a curated record. NCBI's taxonomy places the organism in Eukaryota, Fungi, Ascomycota, Eurotiomycetes, Eurotiales, Aspergillaceae. The transcript has 2 exons.
AUGACGAUUAUCGACAUUUUGUCGCAUCGCUCUGGCAUACCACGCCAUGACUGGGUUUGGCUUGCUAAUAUAACGCUCCAGGAAGCGGUACAGUCAAUGAGAUAUCUUCCCUUUACGGCCUCUCCGCGAUCAGAAUGGCAGUAUUGCAACCUUAUGUACAGCGCAGCUUCCCACCUUAUCGAGACAGUGACGAACCAGUCCCUGGAGUCUUUUCUACGAGAUAAUAUCUGGUCGCCACUGAAUAUGACCGAGACUUAUCUCUCCCUCAAUGAAGCUCAAAGUGCACAACGAGAUAUUUCACAGGGGUUUUAUCUCAACCAAGACGGCAAGAUUACCUCUACUGAUCGUGUGUUUAUCAAAACUAUUCGCGGGGCAGGUAAUAUAUUGUCGUCCGUUUCAGACUAUGCGAAAUGGGCUUCAGCCAUGCUGAAACGUGGGCCACCCUUCUCUCCAUCGGGUUAUGCGACAUUGCUCGGCAGCCAUUCUAUCGUAUCACGAAAUCCCAUUGAGCCAUUCCAAACUCCAACGCUUUAUGGACUAGGAUGGAUGUCACAAGCAUAUAAGGGCGAGGUGAUAGUAUACCAUGAGGGAUCCCAGUUCGGGUACGGAGCGUGCGUUAUGCUUUUACCAAAGCGGAACUUCGGACUUGUGCUGUUAGGUAACAAUAUGAACGGUGUUAAUGCUGCGGCAAAUUUGCUUGCUUAUCACCUGAUCGAUGGGGAAUUGGGUGUCCCUCCGGAAAGCCAAUUUGACUGGGCUGCAAGAGGAGAUGCCUUGAUUAACGACACACAACUUUCCGACGACUUCCUAUCAAAGCUUUACCCAAAGAUCCCCUGUCCUCCCUUACCAAGCCCUCUCAACUUCUCUACUUUGGAAGGAUCCUACAUACACCCAGCUUACCCAGACUUGGUGUUAACAAGCAACUGCACUGGGAACGAUAGAAACUACAAGGGGCUAAAUCGAACAAUCCCCGAUCUGUGUGCCUCCCUUGUAAAUUAUAAUGAGUAUUCAAAAGACAUGGCAAUUGAUCUUUUCCAUAUAACCGGCACUCAUUGGCUUCAAAUCGCAGUGCGGUGGGGUGUUCCCAGUGCCGCUCGAGUCGAAUUUCUGGUGAGUCCUGACAGCUCAGUGAGAUGGCUCGGGAUUGGGAUCGAGCCUUCAAUGGCAGAACGAGAAGAAAAGAUCUGGUGGAAACAUGUGUUGUGA